Emiliania huxleyi CCMP1516 is the source of this 456-nucleotide messenger RNA. RefSeq lists its product as hypothetical. Lineage: Eukaryota; Haptophyta; Isochrysidales; Noelaerhabdaceae. The transcript has a single exon. The record is from RefSeq and is a predicted model, not a curated record. The coding region runs from base 1 to 456 and encodes 151 amino acids.
AUGCCUGAGCUCAAUAUUCUCGGCACGCCCCUCCAGCCGUGCACUCGCCGCGGUCGUGACCCGGUGACCGGUUGGAGGCGUGACGGCUUCGCCUCUUACCAUACGAGCGACGGCGGCUGCCACAUCAUCGCGUCGGAACUGACACUUGAGUUUCUGCUCUUCACCAAAUCUCGAGGAAACCCCCUCUACAGGCCGCCCUUUUGGGUUCGCUUUCUCUGCGGUUUCAAGGGGUUGGAGCCCGGCGACCGCUGGGCUCUGUGUGUGUCGCGUUGGCUGGAGGCUGAGCGAGCUGGCAAGGCGCCGCCAAUCCUGGCAAAGGCGACCAGUGUCAAGGCCCUGUCCUUUGUAGACAAGCAAGUGUUGCUGAGACACGCAAUCGACCUCGAUGGCGAGCUGCCCAAUGUGGCACGCACGGGUGGUACGGAGAAAUGGAUUGCCGUGACGAGGCGCAAAUAG